Argiope bruennichi is the source of this 1324-nucleotide messenger RNA. Its product is annotated as 5'-AMP-activated protein kinase subunit beta-1-like. The record is from RefSeq and is a predicted model, not a curated record. The transcript has 8 exons. Gene Ontology annotation, cellular component: cytoplasm; nucleotide-activated protein kinase complex; nucleus. Gene Ontology annotation, biological process: signal transduction. The coding region runs from base 174 to 998 and encodes 274 amino acids. Gene Ontology annotation, molecular function: protein kinase binding. NCBI's taxonomy places the organism in Eukaryota, Metazoa, Arthropoda, Arachnida, Araneae, Araneidae.
UAAUUUUCAUGAAAUCAAUGUGAGAAUCCAAAGUUACAUUUUCUUUACAUUGACCCCUUAUCAAUGCCUAUUGCCCUCAGGCAAUGCAGCUUCAGAUGAAAGAGUCCACUGAAAAUCCGUGAAGCUUUGUGAUGCCAUUAUAAUUUUUCUUCAGGUUUCCGCUGACUUAGAAUAUGGGUAAUUCAAAUUCUAAUAAACGUGACCGUGCCUAUUCAACCGAUUCAGAAUGUCCAGCUUCGCCAUGCAAAGAUGACAAAAUCUUUGACUUUGGUUUUGGAAAUAGAAAAGGAAGAUUUCUUUAUCAACCAUCACUUGAAGAAUGUGAUGAUAUACCUGGAGUUUUAAAAGAUAAAAGUAAUGGCAUGAGACCACGUUCUUCGACUGUCAGCACAACAUCAUCUGAAGCUACCCAGUUUCCUACUGUGUUCAAAUGGGAGGGAGGUGGUAAAGAGGUUUAUGUCAGUGGUACAUUUUCUGAAUGGAAACCUAUUCCUAUGGUUGAGAGUCAUGGGGACUUUGCUUUGAUUUUGGAUGUCCCAGAAGGUGAACACCAGUACAAAUUUCUUGUUGAUGGUCAAUGGGUACAUGCACCCACUCAGCCCACUGUAGACAAUGACUUGGGAACAAAGAACAAUGUACUGAAUGUUAAGAAGUCAGAUUUUGAAGUUUUUGAAGCUUUGGCAUUAGACAGUACCAGUUCAAGCAGUGGAAGCUCUGGAAACUGUAACACAUCUCCUGAGCCUUAUUCUCAAGAAAUUCCUCCGCGCCGACCUUAUGAUAAAUCUAUUGGCCCUCCAGUAUUACCACCUCACUUACUCGAAGUUAUUUUAAAUAAAGAUGUUGGUCUAAAUAAUGAGCCUAUCCUACUUCCUGAGCCGAAUCAUGUCAUGUUGAAUCAUCUUUAUGCAUUAUCAAUCAAGGAUGGCGUCAUGAUCUUAAGUGCAACUCUCCGAUAUAAAAAGAAAUAUGUUACAACCCUGUUGUAUAAACCAAUAUAAAAGUGCCUUUUAUACAUAUAAAUUUAACUUUUUAGUUCUGAAUAUGGUUGAAUAUAAUACAUUUACUUUUUUGCGUAGAUAAUUGUUAUUGUUAUUUUCAUAUUGACAAAGAUUCCGGAUUUAGUUGAAAUUUCAAGCAUUGAAGUUAAAAUGCAUAAAUUAAAUAUUUUGUUAAUUAGCUUUGAUCAGUGUUUAUAUCAUAUAAUGUUGUAAUAAGAUAAAAAUGUCGGACUGUAGAGCAUAAAAAGUUAUCAAUUGUCAAAUAUGUUAUAUUUUUUUAGUUUUUGUUGUAGUACAGCUUUUUGUAUAAAAUGCACAAAGAUAUG